Molecule: messenger RNA, 4888 nt
Organism: Fundulus heteroclitus (mummichog)
Lineage: Eukaryota; Metazoa; Chordata; Actinopteri; Cyprinodontiformes; Fundulidae
Gene: mgat3b
Product: beta-1,4-mannosyl-glycoprotein 4-beta-N-acetylglucosaminyltransferase b
Exons: 6
Coding region: 806-2701 (631 amino acids)
Biological process (GO): protein N-linked glycosylation; N-acetylglucosamine metabolic process
Cellular component (GO): membrane
Molecular function (GO): beta-1,4-mannosylglycoprotein 4-beta-N-acetylglucosaminyltransferase activity
Source: RefSeq, a predicted model, not a curated record
CACCACCCCACCCCCUCUCGCACACCCCUUCAAGCACUCUUCUCCACCUCCUCCUCCUUCUUUCAGCCUGGUGUGACAAGAGUGAUGAAAAACCUGUAAAAAAAAAAAAAAAAGAGGCGAGUAGGGGGGUGGUGGCUUUCUUUUAGUUUCCUGGGAUCGGAACAGGCGUCACGGCGGGUGCGGGGGACAGCGCGGAGGACGGCAGAAGGGAGGAGGCGACAGCGGAGCGUAAACACGACAGAAAACGGCGGACGGAGAGCGGCAGACAGCGGUGACCCCCCACCACCAACCAUCACUUCUUAUCUUCAUCCCCCCCUUUUUUUUUACGCUGUUUGACGCGGGGUUCUGCUCAUCAGAGCGCAGUCUGGUUUUAUGUUAUAUAUGCAUAUGUAUAUAUAGCUCUGGGUUUGGCGGAAUAAGCGUCGGAGGUAGAAAUAAAGAGGCUGUGCACCAGCAGCAGCAGAGAGCGGUCGACAGCACCGUCCAGCUCAGGACGCUCCAGCCGCGGAUAAAACCCCUGAGAGGAGCAGAAAGGUUGGGGGGGAAAGCAAAAGGGAAAAGAGGAUCGCAGCCGCUGAGCAGGAACCCCGGGUUGUUACUUCCGAGCCUUCCAGCAGCAUCACCGAUGCGAUGGCAAAGCGGCUCCUGCAGCAAAACCGAAAGGCUUGAGUCAGAUCAGCGCUGCUCGUCUCCACCAUGAAGCUCUGAAAGGCAUCCGACAGGGGCACAGAUGGGCAGCAUCACGUGGAAACAACAAUGUGGAAACAACUGCUGACAUGAACACACUGGAUUUAUUUCAACAGUCAUGUCUUGCCUUAGAAAGCCAAGAUUAUGCCUUGGGCUGCUGAAAUCACGACCAAGACACAGACUGCUCCAUUCGAUGAAAAUGCGGCGGCACAGAGUGUUCUUGCUGUGCACGGUGGGUCUAUGCGUCAUCUCCUUUCUCCAUUACUACAAGGCCCUCCAUUACGUCUCCCUGCUGCGUGAGCUCUCCGCUCCGUAUCCCAACAUCAAGUCCUUCAUCAUGGUCUCAGGCUUCUUCUGGAGGGAGAAGGGCGUCGCCGCCACCCCCAUCAGUCCUGCCUCUCCCGAAGAGGCUCCCCCGCUGCCCGCUCUCCGCCAGGGCGUCGUGAAACAGUCUUUGGGGGACGGCGGAGCGGAAGCGAUAGACCCAGGAGCUCUGGAUGCUAAGAUCGGAGGUCCUGGCGUGGCUGACUUUAAAGAUCUUGAGGUGAGGGCGAUGAAGGAGCCGGAGCCUCCCCAUCCCUGGGAAAAACCAGAGGAGAACCAGCCGGGAGACUCGCCACAAGAGAAACGACAUGAAGAGCAGCAUGUAAACCACAUUGAGCCCGACUUAAAAAAACUCUUGGUUCAAGUAGGAAAAGGUCCAUUGCCGGACCCUAUCAAAUCCAUGGGAGACCUUCAUACCCGGACUCACCAGCUACAAGACGACAAAACCCCUUAUUUUGUCCGCACGAGUCGCGGAGCCUAUUGCUUCAAACAGGGGACGGAGAUGGCUACCAUCAAGGAAUCCUCUGUGAGAACAGGAGCGGGUGCGACCCGCGACGUUGUGGAAGUGGGCAAAGCAGCGCAGCGGAAAACCCUGGGCCUUCAGCAGCAGACCGGAAAAGUGUCCAAGGGCAAAGGGCAGCCGAUGGGCAGCGGGAAGCAGCUGGUGAAGUGUGUGUGUCGGCCGGGAUGGCACGGACCUUACUGCGGGGUCCCCACCAUGGUGUACCAUUCCAACCUGCCGACAAAGGAGCGGCUGAAGCCCAGAGAGGUCCCGCGGAGAGUCAUCAACGCCAUCAACAUCAACCACGAGUUCGACCUGCUGCACGCGCGCUUUCACGAGCUUUCGCAGGCCGUAGAUUUGUUCCUGAUAUGUGAAUCCAACUUUACUGCCUAUGGAGAGAGACGACCGCUAAGUUUCCUGCGUCUCCUCCUUAACGGUACCUACGACUACGUCCGUCACAAGAUCCUCUACGUGUUCCUCGACCACUUCCCGGACGGGGGCCGGCAGGAUGGCUGGAUAGCCGACGACUAUCUGCGGACGUUCCUGACGCGUAACGGCCUGUCCAGGGUGAAGGGGGCCAGGUCCGACGACGUGUUCGUCAUCAACGACGCAGAUGAAAUCCCAGCGCAGGAAGGCCUUCUCUUCCUCAAGCUGUUUGACGGCUGGACAGAACCGUUCGCCAUACACAUGCGAAAGUCUCUGUACGGCUUUUUCUGGAAGCAGUUCGGGACUCUGGAGGUGGUGUCCGGCUGCACGCUGAGGAUGCUGCGCGACGUCUACGACGGGGACGGCAUCAAGCUGCGGCGCCGCGAGUACUACAGCCUGCCCGGCUUCCGCAAGUACGAGAACGACACGGGCCACAUCCUGGUGCAGUGGUCCGUGGGCAGCCCCUUCCACUUCGCCGGCUGGCACUGCUCCUGGUGUUUCACCCCCGAGGGGAUAUACUUCAAGCUGGUCUCGGCACAGAACGGGGACUUCCCUCGGUGGGGGGACUACGAGGACAAGCGCGACCUCAACUAUAUACGGGAACUGAUCCGGACAGGGGGCUGGUUUGACGGCUCCGUGCAGGAAUAUCCCCCCGCGGAUCCCAAAGAGCACAUGUACGCCCCGAAGUACAUGCUGGAGAACCGCAAAAGGUAUAACUACCUCCUAGAAAACCCUUAUAAACACAAAAUCCAGACUGAAUGAAAUCAAAGAGAUCUUUUUUUUUUUUUUUUGUGGAUGGGGGGGGGAAAUACCUUAAAAUAGCGCCCAUGGGAGGCCUUCGCACUGAGCUCUGGAGGUGGGCUGACACUGACGAACAAAAUCUCCACAGACGACGACGAAGAUGUUGCAGGGAUUUAUAAUCUUAUAGAAUUAUUUUGGGGUAAAAAGGGAACACUAUAAAAGACAUCGACCGUGGGUUUACAAUGAAAGCGGCGAGGGGAGGAUGAAACCACUGGAUGAACAAAAUCAUUGCUUUCCCCAUCGCUCUCUGAUUAUAGGGAGAUGCCAAGCUAUUUCUCCUCGACCCGCUUCCUUUGUAUCUCAUCUGCCACUGGACGCACUUGUGCUCUGUAAUACAAGAGCAGCCUAAGGAGGGGGGGGGGGAAAGCCAGGGAAGCAGCAAGAGUUUUUUUGUGUGUGUGUGUGUGUGUGUGUUCCUGUCUGCUCUCACAGAAAUCUAUAGCCUGGCAGAUGCUCUGAUUUCAACCCUCACCUUCUGACGUCUUCCUGUCAUAUUCGGUGACCUUCCAGAGCCAGACGCAUGUUCAGAAGUGAAAUAUAAAGGACUUUUUUUUUUUUUUUUUUUUUUUAAGGUCUUCUGAGAGUACCUACAGCCAAAUGAGUGUCACAGGUUUCUGCUCACGUUCAUCUCCAUGCACCUUAAGCUCGUCUGUGUGGUUGUAAAUAGUGUAUGUGCUCUGUCUUUGUGCUGUUUGGGCUAUGAAGGGAAGGGAGGGGGGGGUGGGUUAAAAUCAAUGCGAGUGACGAAGGGUUAUGAAGGAAAAAGUGUGCCGUGAUGAAAAGGAAAUAAAAUGAAAUGCCACAUGGAUGGUUGUACUGAGUGGGAGUGUGUUUCCCAGAGCUUACAGACAGAUUUGAGUAAAACAAAAAAAAUGUUUUAAUCCCAUCAGGAAACGAUCAAGAAAAGUUGCGGGAAGAUCGGCCUUCGGUUUUCAGAUCUGUCUGUUUAGCAGCUGGGCUAGCUCAGUUUUCCUUGGACGGUUACAAAAGAUGCAUCAUGGUGAAAAGUGAGGAUGUUCACAUCAGUCAGAAGUGUUUGGUUGUGUCUGAACACUAGAAGCCCCAUGAAUGAGUCUUUAUGCACCGCUGCCAGUCUUUGAAUGUCUGCGUCCGGCUCCUAUAAGCAAGUCCGUCCUUUCUUAGUUUCCCCAUCUAUUUACGCUCUUUAUUUCCUUAUUUUCAUGUGUUAGGUCAAAUAAGUGAAAAUCAGCCCCUUUUUUACUGUCACUAAAAAGUAUCUGUUAGAAAUGCACCAAUCAGCAAAAGACCAGAAUCAGCUCAUUUCUGUUCUUGAUUGGCUCUGAUUAGUGAGCUGGCAAAAAAAUACUUUCCCCUCUCCUCUCUACAUUAAAUGGAUCAAAGCUAGGAACUCUCACCACUUAUGAGCACAUUCCCUGACAGCAUGUACUUUGAUGCACUUUUUUUGAGUUUAAUUAAAACCCAGUACAGGUUAAGGACAUAUGCCUGGAUGCAUCAGUGGGGAUGAUACCUUACCUGCAGUAAAUAUGCCUCUUGGCAUCUUCACUUUGUAUAAAGCUGGUGCUGGAAGCAGAAGCUAGUGGCUAGUCCAAGAGGGUCCAAGACAAAAGUGGACUUUUGUUGUCCAUCAAAGCAUUUAUAUUAUACGUAAUAUUAUGAACCUUUAAGCUGUCACCAAUUUUGCCUCAAUUUCUAUAGCAUUUGUUUUGUUUUUGUUUUUUGUUUUUUUUUUUGCUUUUCUGACCAGAAAUCCUUUCUGGUUUCUUUUCUCAAUAUUUCACACAGGAAAGAUUAUUGGUGGCGCUUUGCCUUCAACCUCAAUUUCCUUAGUAAUUAUUCAGUGACACUUAUGGUUAAUAACAUUCGUGUAAACCGACGUGGACUUUUUUUGUUUUUAAGGCUCUAGAAGUCUACCCCUCUCUAACCAGCCAUCAAAUUUAGCGUGUAGGUCCAACUAAUUUGCUUUUAUAACAAAUGAGAAACCCAGGAGAAUUAUAUACUGCAGGUGGGCUUUCAGAACCACCAGAAUCUUACUUUAAAAGUGUAUUCGUUUAAGGUCCCUGGGGGUUUGUUAUAGUCCUUGUCAAGGAGGAGGAAAUCAUGGCAGAAAUGUUUCAAUUGCUACAAAAGCACAAAAUAAAGCUUUACAACAACCAGACCAACUACAGA